This is a messenger RNA of Amphimedon queenslandica, 3589 nucleotides long. RefSeq names its product protein transport protein Sec24D. NCBI's taxonomy places the organism in Eukaryota, Metazoa, Porifera, Demospongiae, Haplosclerida, Niphatidae. The record is from RefSeq and is a predicted model, not a curated record. The transcript has 22 exons. Gene Ontology annotation, molecular function: zinc ion binding; SNARE binding. Gene Ontology annotation, cellular component: COPII vesicle coat; endoplasmic reticulum exit site. Gene Ontology annotation, biological process: endoplasmic reticulum to Golgi vesicle-mediated transport; intracellular protein transport; COPII-coated vesicle cargo loading. Bases 98 to 3412 code for a protein of 1104 amino acids.
UACACGUCAUUCAAAGAUCCAUUGUUCAUAGUCUUCUUGUCUUGUAUUUUUAUUAUUAUUUCUGGUAUAGUUUGUGGUCCUGGAUAUUGCUUCUAAAAUGUAUGGACAAUUUCCUCCAACUAAUCAAAUGAAUUCCCUCUCUCUCAAUCAAGGACCUCCUCCUCCAGGGUCAAAUUAUGGCAUGCCACAGCCAGUGGGAAAUAUGAAAGCACCUCCAAUGAUGAUGCCUGGACCCCCUGCCAGUUCAAAUUCAAUGAUGCCCGGUCCCCCUACCAUGAUGCCGCCAGGACCGAAUCCAAUGAUGCCAGGACCCCCUGCUGGAAAUUCCAUGAUGUCAGGUCAACCUCCGAAUUCAGGGCAAUUUACUUCAAACUCAAUGAUGCCAGGACCUCCUAUUUCAAACUCAGGACCCCCUGUUUCGAAUCCGAUGAUGCCAGGACCCCCUCCAAAUAAUAUGGUGUCAAGACCUCCUCCUAAUUUAGGGCCACCUACUUCAAAUCCAAUGAUGCCAGGACCCCCUACUUCAAAUUUAAUGAUGCCAGGUCCUCCAACUUUAAAUCCAAUGAUGCCAUCAGGACCACCUACCUCAAAUUCGAUGAUGUCAGGUCCACCAACUUCAAAUUUUAUGAUGCCACCAGGACCCCCUACCUCAAAUCCAAUGAUGUCAGGGCCCCCUACCUCAAAUCCAAUGAUGCCUGGACCCCCUACCUCAAAUUCGAUGAUGCCUGGACCCCCUACCUCAAAUUCGAUGAUGCCUGGACCCCCUACCUCAAAUUCGAUGAUGCCAGGACCUCCUACCUCAAAUUCAAUGAUGCCAGGACCUCCCACAGGCUCAAUGGCUGGACCACCUGGUCCAGGAAUGAUGCCACCAAUGAACAGAGCAGGUCCUCCUGGAAUGAUGACCGGACCCCCUGGAAUGAUGACUGGACCCCCUGGACCGCCAAUGACUGGAGCUGGAAUGUCUGGUUCUCCUGGAAUGAUGUCAAGACCCCCUGGGCCAAGACCCCCUGGUCCAAGACCUCCUGUAGGUUCUGGACCCCCUCCAAUGUCACCUGGUCUGGUACAGUCACAGCCAACAAGCAGAUCAGGACCGCAGAAGAUUGAUCCUGACAUGAUGCCUAAUCCUAUUGCUGUGAUGAAAGACAAUCGUGACAGAUUCUCUGGUCAGGUUUAUGGUGCUGCGCCUCAAGCUGGCCCUCCUCCUUUAGUGACCACUCCCUUUGUAAUACAGGACCAAGGUAGUUGUAGUCCCAGAUACAUUCGGUCUACCUUAUAUACUGUUCCUUGUACUAAGGAUAUUCUUAAUCAGUGCUGUAUUCCACUUGGUCUUGUCAUACAGCCGUUUGCUAGUGUCCCAUUGAGUGAGAAUUCCCUCUAUCUUGUUGAUCACGGUCCUUCUGGCCCGCUGCGUUGCAAUCGUUGUAAAGCAUACAUGAACCCAAACUGUCGUUUCAUUGAUGGUGGGCGUCACUACGAGUGCCCAAUAUGUCUGUGCAGCAACGAAGUUCCACCCGAAUAUUUCUCUCAUUUGGAUCACACUGGUAGAAGAGCAGAUGUCGCUCAGCGUCCUGAGCUCCUCUAUGGAACUGUUGAAUACAUUGCUACAAAGGAUUACUGCAAGGAAAGCCUCUUGCCUUCUCCUGUUGCUUAUAUAUUUAUGAUUGACGUGUCACUGGGCAAUCUUCAAAAUGGAGUCGUUCAUUUACUAACCAAAACAAUAACAACUUUACUGGAUAAUCUACCCAGAGAUGGAAAUGAAGUCUCGCCAGUCAAAGUCGGUUUUGUCACGUAUGAUCGAGUCCUUCAUUUUUACAAUGUCAAGGAAACUCUGGCCCAGCCACAGAUGAUGGUUGUUUCUGAUACUUCUGACGUGUUUGUUCCUCUUCUUGAUGGAUUCCUUGUUGAUGCGAGUGAGGCUAGAUCAGUCAUUGAAAAUUUGUGUGGUCAGUUGCCUGAGAUAUUUGCUAAUCAAAAAGUCAAUGAAGUUGUUCUAGAGCCGACCAUUAGAGCAGGAAUGGAAGCAUUGAAAGCAGCAAAGAAAAAUGGAAGAUUAUUUGUAUUUCAUUCGAACCUACCGAGUCACAAUGCUCCUGGCCAACUGAAAAACAGGUCAGAUCAGAAACUCCUGGGGACUGACAAAGAGAAGACAUUGCUCAAUACGGUUGGUGGUUCAUAUUCUAAAUUAGCUGAAGAGUGUGUCAAAGCUGGUGUCGGCAUUGACUUGUAUCUGUUCCCUUCAACUGGUUACACUGACACAGCAACACUAGGGAAACUGGCUUCAACUACUGGAGGAGAACUACACUUCUAUCCUAACUUUCAAUCAAGUGUUGAUGGUGAAAGGCUCUUGAAUGAUGUGUCUCGUUCCAUGAGUCGUCCAACUGCUUUUGAUGCUGUCAUGAGAGUCAGAUGCAGUGCUGGUAUUAGGGCUGUGACGUUUUACGGAGGGUUUUUCAUGGCAAACACAACCGAUAUUGAGUUUGGUAACAUCGACGACGAAAAAGCAAUCGCAGUUGAGAUCAAACACGAUGACAAGAUGAGAGAAGACUCUGUCGCCUGCGUUCAAGCUGCAUUGCUUUACACAACAGCAACAGGUCAGAGGAGACUGAGGGUCCACAAUAUGGCAAUGAGUUGCUCCAAUAAAAUGUCGGAUAUAUAUCACAGCUGUGAUAUUGAUACACUGACAUGUUUCCUCUCCAAGAGUGUAAUCAAUGCUUCGUUUUCAAUGCCUUACAAGUCAAUCAGAGAGAACUUUACCAAUCAGUGUGCCGCUAUAUUGGCUUGCUAUCGUAAGAACUGCAGCCAGCAAAGUCCGCCCGGUCAGCUCAUACUACCCGAUAGCCUCAAGCUCUUACCAAUGUAUGCUAACUGCCUGCUUAAAUGUGACGCACUCCUCUCACCUCCGAUGGUUUCUUUGGAUGAGAAGUGUUUUCAAAUGUUUUAUGUUUUGAACAUGAAUUGGAGCCAGUGCCUCAGUUACCUGUAUCCUAGGGUAUUAUGUUUGUCGUCUCCCAAUAUUUCUGAGUCCUCGUUUCUCAGAUGUACUGCACAGAAACUCUCCCCUGACGGUAUUUAUUUAAUCGAUAAUGGCCUGGUAAUGAUGGUCUGGAUUGGACAGGAUGCGUCGAAUGAAUUAGUUAGUAAACUAUUUGGAGUUGGUUCUGUUGCUCAAGUGGAUAAUAAUAUUCAUUCGCUCCCAGCACUGGAUAAUGACUUAUCAUUCAAAGCCAGAGAUAUUGUCAAGAAGAUCAGUGGACAGCAUCAAAGGAAGUUUUUGGUAACAAAACAACGUGACAAAUCUGAGAUGCUUUUCAGGCGUCUACUGAAAGAGGACAAAGGCAGUGGCCCGUGGGAAGGAACCUCUUACGUUGAUUACUUGUGUCAGCUGCACAAGGAGAUUAGGGAUAUGCUCUGAUUGCUGGCCUUCGGGUUUAAUUUUUCAAAAACCGAUUCUAGCUUUUUUUUUUCAAGUUUUAGUUCUGUUGUUGUAUACCCUCUUCAUAAUCUCUAAUAUUAAUAAUAAUAAUAAUGUUAUUAAUAAUGAUAUAAUUUAUGUUGAUGAAUAUUUCAGUCUACGUCUCAUUUGACACAU